Capsicum annuum is the source of this 6073-nucleotide messenger RNA. RefSeq names its product transcriptional activator DEMETER. Gene Ontology annotation, biological process: base-excision repair. Gene Ontology annotation, molecular function: 4 iron, 4 sulfur cluster binding; DNA N-glycosylase activity; DNA demethylase activity. Bases 1 to 5760 code for a protein of 1919 amino acids. The transcript has 20 exons. NCBI's taxonomy places the organism in Eukaryota, Viridiplantae, Streptophyta, Magnoliopsida, Solanales, Solanaceae. The record is from RefSeq and is a predicted model, not a curated record.
AUGAAUCCGGGGAGAAUGUUUUCAACUCCCCAAGAAAAAAGAGUUACUCAAAAUGGGGAUCGUUGGAUUCCUUUUACUCAGCAAAGGCCGGUUUUGCAAAGACCCGGCCUUGUUCCAGCUGAAAUGCCGGGGAAUCAGAUGGAAAUGGGGGAAUGGCAAAACCUGCUCGGGGUGUAUGGUGGAAUUUUACGAAAGCCAGAUUGUGAUACUGGAGCAGUUCAGAAACCUGCCAUGUCAGUGAGUUUGAAUAAUGGGCGUAUUGGUCACUGGACUGAUGUAGCAGUCAAGAACAGACGCCCUGAUGUAGAUAUCAACUGCUCUGAAAAUGUAGCAGACCACAGUAAGCCUGCUUGCACCAGAGUUAAUUCUUUAGCAGAAUUGUUGGGGAUGAAGAGUCCAUCGUAUGUGCAAUCCACCAGCGGAAGAUCAAGCAAUAUCAUCCAUCUUGGUGAUUUAUCAACCUUUCAGAAAUCGUAUUCUCAAGUUGACAGCAGAUAUGAACAGCAACUCGAGUCUCUAAGUCAAACACUGCUCAACGAGAAUCAAGUGUUUAAAAGUCCAAAUCAGACAUUUGACUGUUUUAACAACCGGCGCCUAUCACUUGAUGGCGUGCGAGGCCCUUAUCAGGUCAAUAAAUCCUUGAUUUCACCCUUGGCACCAGAUGCUGGCACAAUUCCAAGCACAAAUAGUUUCUCCACAUUUGAACCAGCAACUCCAGAGAGGAACCACUUCAAGGACAACCAGCAUUUUGAGAGGCAAAAUUUUCCGAUACAAGAAAGCUUGAAAGAUAAGCAGGAGAAUGUUCUUGGGUCAAUGCAAUCCAAAGAUGACCACUCUGAUAAACUGUCGCAGAGAGUUACAGAUUCAUUGGUUGUCAUAUCAUCAUCGAAUGAAAAGGUCAAUAAAGACAAUGUUGGUCAUGUGGACAUCGACUUAAACAGGACACCAGCAUCGAGAACUCCCAAAAGGCGAAAACACCGGCCAAAGGUAGUAAUAGAAGGGAAACCCAAAAGAACUCCAAAGCCUGCUGCCCCAAGAGAUGGUACUCCAAAAGAGGCCCCAUCAGGAAAAAGGAAGUAUGUCCGCAAAGACGGCCUCAAAGCUUCAACAUCUGAACAAACCGAAGUAGCUGAAUCCGCUGCCCCAAAAAAUAGCACUCCGAAUGAGAACCCAUCGGGAAAAAGGAAGUAUGUCCGCAGAAAGGGCCCCAAAGCUUCAACUACCGGACAAACCAAAGUUGCUAACAAGGACAAAGUGACUGAUGCUGGAGAGACACCAAAAUCAUGUCGGAAAGUGCUAAACUUUGACUUGGAAGACAUAACAAAAGAUGAAAGACUGGCAAGUACCAAUAUUAGCCAUGAAGAAAAACAUCAACAAAGAAAAGUGUUUUUUGAUUUGAACUUGAAUUCUCAAGACAUGGAGUCAUCUUUGGCUAUCAUGGAAGGUUCUGCAAUAUCAGCUGCUCAGAAUAGGAAAGCAGAAUUUGCAGAGAAACUGCUGACAGAAAAGCCAAAAGAUUUGGGAUUGCCACUCUCUUCAGCAAAUCAUGUUACAGCAAAUAAUCAUGCACUGAAUGCCAUCGCAAGGAGUUUAAGUAUGCGGAAUGUUAAUCCAUACCAAAACAGCCUUCAGCUUGGGUAUGACCAAGGGCGAUUAGAUGAAGCCAAAGUAGGCCAGGUUGUCUUUGAUAGUAGACUAAAGAGAGACGAACCAAGACAGCUGGCAAUGGAAAGGAUGCCCCUGCUUUUGAAAGACAGGGCAUGUGCACCCAACAAAAUAGGUGCCAGUAGAGAUCAGCGCCCCAGUUCUGCAUUUCAACCGAGAAUAUUCAGCCAGAUGGGACAUUGCAGCACACUUAGUUUAGGAGGUACAGAGAUUAACAAGAAAAUGAAGUUCAAUUCUGAAAUAAGUGGUACUUCCUCUACUGCAGCUUCAAUACAUGACUCAAGAAAUUUCCAGUCAAAAAGUGUGAGCAUAAACAGAUGCAAUGGAUUCCCAGGAUCUGAUCACAGUGGAGCCAGUGGAGAGGCUACUAGGCAUUGUGCUAGUCCCAUGGUUGUUAAACAUAACACCCAAAAGCAACCUGAAUCAUCUCAAUUCCAAUAUCACACACAGCCAAUAUCACAGCAUGGAUCCAAAUCAGAGCCCAGAAGCAGUAACUGGAAUCUUCGAUAUCCAUCCCAAACGUUGGCUAUGGUGCUACAAAGUAUUGAGAAAAGAUUUGCACAUAGUAGGCUGCUAUGCCAGAUGCAGAACGUGAGGCAGACAUCACCCGCACAGAUGCAGAACAUGGGGCAGGCAUCACCCGCACAAAUGCAGAACAUGAGACAGGCAUCACCCGCACAAAUGCACAACAUGGGGCAGACAUCACCCAAUGAACUACUCAAUAAUCAGGAGCUGCUUACAAGAGAGAACAAGAACUCACAAGCUACACAACAUCACCCAACAAAAGCUACAGGCUUACAAGGAACACGCAGAUAUGCUGUGUCAGUCGAUAUAAUCACACAACAAUUGGAACGCCUUGUUAUUGGUUAUAGCAAGAAAAAUGCUGCUCAAGAGGAGCAAAAGGCCCUUGUUCCAUACAAUGGAGUUGGCACAAUUAUCCCAUAUGAGGGAUUUGAUCCUACCAAAAGGCGUAAACCACGGCCUAGUGUGGACAUUGACUUGGAGACAAUCAGAGAAUGGAACUUCUUAAUGUGGGAGGAAGGAAGGGCAGAGCCAAUGGACAAGGACAGGGAAAAAUGGUGGGAAGAUGAAAGGAAAAUUGUCCAUGGACGGGUAGACUCUUUUGUCGCACGAAUGCGCCUUGUUCAAGGGGAUAGGAGGUUCUCACCUUGGAAGGGAUCUGUAGUCGACUCAGUAAUAGGAGUGUUCCUCACUCAAAAUGUUUCAGAUCAUCUCUCAAGCUCUGCUUUCAUGUGCCUUGCAGCCAAGUUCCCCUUGCAGCCAACAAGCACCAAAAAUACCCUCUCCCAAGGCCGGUGUAACAUAGUAGUGGAGGAACCAGAAGUUGAAAUAAUAGAUCCAAAUGGGACUACCAUAUAUCAUAAAGCUAGACCACAACACAGAAUCGAAAAUCACCCUCAAACAACCAGAGCUUAUUUAGUAAGUGAGCACAACAGGAGAACAGACGAGGAAGUCAUUUCAAUACAAAACUCUCCCGACUCUCAUUUUCUUCAAGCCAAUGAAGAACUCAGGUCAAGCUCCGGAUCCGACUCAGAAUGUGAAGAGCAACCAAGUUCGCCCAACUUGAACAUAAACAGCACUCGAGCAAACCAUUCUCCAAUGACAAAGUGGACUGCUGCAUUCCAGAACUAUCAGAGUCACUUUAUGAGGAACAUACUUACAGAAAAGUUGUCCUUCGUUGGGAAUCAGAAGACAGAAACUGUAGAGGAUACCAGGCAUAAACAAAAUCUUGAUGCAGAGACAUGUUUACAUGGCUUUCCAAUCAACCCCCGUGUUCGGGUUCAAGAAAUAUCAGUAAGAACUGCCAGGAAUUCCUGGUUGACCAAGACACCAGAAUUUGGAAAACAUGAAAUAGCAUGCCAUGAGAAAGAAAUUCCCGCCUCUUUGACUUCAAUAACUCCACAACUCAAUGCAGCAAAAGGAGUAGAUUUCAUGAGCAAAAGUGUGAAACAGAUAGCAGGAAAUUCGAGUAAUUUGAUAGCUCAGCAAACCACACCUCCCGUUAUUCAUGCACCCAGGAUGGGAGAAUAUGCAUUUGCAGAACACAGAGGACAGAUGAGAAAUUUGCGAAGGCAACCUCACAAUUCAAAUAACCAACAUUCUGCAAGUUCCUAUCAAAAGGAGAUGGCAAUGGUCUCAGAACUAAAAAGCGCUUGCAUCCGACAGUCAGUAAACCAUUCAGAAGCCGUUGCUAAAGGACAAGAAGAAGGUCAAGCUUAUCAUUCAAGCAACCAACCCAGUGAAACAGGCGCUAGCAUCUCAAAGAAAAGAAAAAGAAAAGUCGAGGAAGGAGAUAAGAAAGCUUUUGACUGGGAUAGUUUGAGAAAGGAAGUCCAAUCCAAGAGUGGGAAAAAAGAAAGAAGCAAGGAUGCAAUGGACUCAUUGAACUACGAAGCAGUUCGAAGAGCAGCAGUCAAAGAAAUUUCUGAUGCUAUUAAGGAACGAGGGAUGAACAACAUGCUGGCAGAGCGAAUUAAGGACUUCCUCAACAGACUGGUAAGGGAUCAUGGAAGUAUUGACCUAGAAUGGUUGAGAGAUGUGGCCCCCGAAAAAGUAAAAGAGUACCUAUUAAGUAUUCGCGGACUGGGUCUGAAAAGUGUAGAAUGCGUGCGGCUUUUAACACUUCAUAACCUUGCUUUUCCAGUUGACACAAAUGUUGGACGAAUCGCUGUCCGAUUAGGAUGGGUUCCUCUCCGACCACUUCCUGAGUCAAUGCAGUUGCAUCUUCUUGAACUGUAUCCAAUUCUGGAGACAAUUCAGAAGUAUCUCUGGCCAAGACUAUGCAAGCUCGACCAAAAAACACUGUAUGAGUUGCAUUACCACAUGAUUACCUUUGGAAAGGUUUUCUGCACCAAAAGUAAGCCCAACUGUAAUGCAUGUCCACUGCGAGCUGAGUGCAGACACUUCGCUAGUGCUUACGCAAGUGCAAGACUGGCCCUUCCUGGCCCAGAAGAGAAGAGUAUAGUGAGUUCAGCAGUUCCAAUCUCUGGUGAGGGAAAUGCAGUUGCCGCAGUCAUACCUAUGCUAUUACCACCCACAGCUGAAGGAAGAAGGAUGCACCCGUGUGCUCCAGUUGAAGCUGAUAACUUCCCUUUUUUCCUAAAAGGGCCAUUGUCAAUUCCUCAAGAGAUGACCAACUUAUUAGAUAGAGAAACAACACUCAUUACCACCAUCUGUGAACCUACUAUUGAGGAACCAAAAACACCGGAUCCAUUGCCAGACCUAUUAGCAAGCGACAUUGAGGAUGGAUUUUUUGAGGAUUCCGAUGAUAUUCCAACAAUUAAACUCAACAUGAAAGAGUUCACAACCAAUUUGGAGACUAUUUUACAAGAGAAUAACACAGAAGGUGACUUCUCCAAGGCUCUGGUGGCCUUGCAUCCAGAUGCGGCUUCAAUUCCUACUCCAAAGCUGAAAAAUGUCAGCCGCUUACGGACAGAACAUUCAGUGUAUGAACUCCCAGAUUCCCAUGAAUUGUUGGAAAAGCUGGAUAAACGGGAACCAGAUGACCCAAGUCCAUACCUCUUAGCAAUUUGGACACCAGGUGAGACUGUAAAUUCAAUUGAACCACCAGAAACAAAGUGUGAUCUCAGUGGAUCAGGGAGCCUGUGCAAUGAGAAGACAUGCUUUUCAUGCAAUGGCAUAAGAGAAGCACACUCACAAACUGUAAGAGGCACACUACUGAUACCAUGCCGAACAGCAAUGAGAGGGAGCUUCCCACUCAACGGAACAUACUUCCAGGUUAAUGAGGUAUUUGCAGAUCAUAAAUCUAGUCUUAAUCCAAUUGAUGUUCCGAGAAGAUUACUAUGGUCCCUGUCAAGAAGGACCGUGUACUUUGGGACCUCUGUCUCAACAAUUUUUAAAGGCUUGCCAACAGAACAAAUUCAAUACUGCUUCUGGAAAGGAUUUGUCUGUGUAAGGGGAUUUGAUCGAGAGUCAAGAGCCCCACGACCUCUCAUUGCUAGACUGCACUUCCCUGCAAGUAAGCUAGUCAGAAACAGAAGUGAUGACAAAAAGAAGGAGGGAGCAGCUGCAGAGAAGGUUGCUGGUCGUAACACACCAAAAUCUACCCAUUAAAAGUAGAGAAAAACAAGGAGUAGGAUAGAAAUUUGAUGACUAACAUAUUGAUGGCAUUCAAUAACCUCACCGGAGAUACAAAAUUACAAAGUUACAGCAGCAAAAGAUUUGAAGUCACCCCUUAGAAAAAAGGGUGCAGUGUACAAUAAGCAGCAUCUCCUAUUCUUUCAUUUAUGCUCACAAGCUUGAGCCAUUAUUCAUGAUUUACAAGAUAGAAAGCAAGGAUAGAUGUAGGAAAAUUGAGAUGUAACAUUCAUAGUUUGAAUGUGCAAACAGUUGAUGCAUAUUGUAGUGGAAAAUCCUCUUUUAUUCA